AUGGAGAACACGUCCUACGGAAUAAAUGUGGCGAAUCGCUACGAUCUGUUCUGCAUCGACGACGAUGCGGGCGAUCCGAUCGAGGCCAUCCUGAAGAGUAAACAGAAGCAGCAGAAAAAGCAGCAACAGCAGCAGCCGCAGCAGCAGCAGAGUGGUGGUGGUGCCACUACGGCAGCAGCAGCAGCAGCACCGGCAGCUCAAUCGCAGCAGGCGAAAUCGAACGCGAAGAGUGGUGAAAAGGAGAACAAGGCCGGUGGUCGGGGAACGGAAAAUCGGCACCCGGAUAAAUCGGCCGCGGACGCGAAGCACGCACAGACGAACGGAACCGGCAAUCAUUUACAUAAUCAGCGCAGCGGCGGUGGCGAACGUCGAGGUAUCAAGGAAACGCAGAAAGAUAACAUCCGCAAUCAGGAAAACCAGCGAGGCACUAAUCCGGCGGCUAAGUUCCCGCGCGGUCCGAAUAAGAACGGUGGACCGGUGGGUGGUGGUGGUGGCAACGAGGACAAGUAUCCGCGCAAGCCGCGCGACUUCGAUGGCGAUGGACAGCGAAAACCUUACGCGCAGAACGGCGGUGGUGGUGGAGUGAAGCGGUUCGAUGGGCGCGGCAAGCGUGAACUGGACCGUCAAUCGGGCUCGAACAAAACCGGAAUCAAGGCAGUCGACAAGCGGGACGGUGCCGGGUCGCACAACUGGGGCAGCUCGAAACAGGACGCGAAGGAGUAUUCGAACAAUCCGGAACAGGACUAUCAGCCACAGGAUGCGGACACGAGUGCGGAAGCAAACGCGGAACGUACGAACGUAAGCAAUGGCGCGGAGGAGACGAACGCUGAAGGAACCGGAGCACCGAAAUCGGACGACGAGGCGAAGGAAAUGACGCUGGACGAAUGGAAGGCACAAAAGGCGGCCGUUAGACUGAAGCCACAGUACAACCUACGGAAGGCCGGUGAGGGUGAAGACUCGAGCCAAUGGGAUAAGAUGGUAGCGCUGGACCGGAAAUCGAACGCAAAGGCUGAGAAAGGCGCUGGGGCAGAUGGUGGCGAGGAGGAUGAUGGCAAUGACACUCACAGCAAACCGGUUACGUCGGGUGGUGGUGGCGGCGGAGGCGGUGGCAAAAACAAGCAGUUUCUGGAAAUUGAGUACCAUUUCAACGACAGCCGUCGGGGUGGAUUGGGCCGUCCGAGAGGUGGACGCGGUGGACGAGGUGGCGGCGGUGGUCGCGGUAUGGGCCGUGAAGGCGGUCCGGGCGGUAGACGUGAAUACGGUGGCGGAGACAACUAUCGGGGCGGUGCGGAUGCUGGCGAGGGCGGUGGUGGCAGAUACAACCAUUACGGCGGUGGAGGUGGUGGUGGUGGUGACGGUGCGGAUGGUGGUGACCGACCACAGCGAGACUACAACCGGCGCAACAACCGACCACCGAUGGGUGGUGGUGGUGGUGGUGGUGGUCCGGAACGGAACUACGAAGGCGGCAUGAACAACAAGUACAGCAGACCGAAUCCGCGAUCGGCCAAGCAGCAUGUACCGGCCGCUCCGAAGGUGGACGAUGAGCAUGACUUCCCGUCGCUCGGUUAA
Molecule: messenger RNA, 1569 nt
Organism: Anopheles marshallii
Lineage: Eukaryota; Metazoa; Arthropoda; Insecta; Diptera; Culicidae
Product: plasminogen activator inhibitor 1 RNA-binding protein-like
Exons: 1
Coding region: 1-1569 (522 amino acids)
Cellular component (GO): nucleus; cytoplasm
Molecular function (GO): RNA binding
Source: RefSeq, a predicted model, not a curated record